Messenger RNA from Galdieria sulphuraria, 978 nucleotides. RefSeq lists its product as uncharacterized. Bases 10 to 948 code for a protein of 312 amino acids. The record is from RefSeq and is a predicted model, not a curated record. The transcript is spliced from 5 exons. Lineage: Eukaryota; Rhodophyta; Bangiophyceae; Galdieriales; Galdieriaceae.
UAAUAUUACAUGGAUACUCGAAAGGCUAAAUAUUGGGGAACUUGGUAUCAAGGUUAUGAAGGAACUUGGUAUGGAGAAGAUGAAAAGGACUCGAUUGCUUUGAAGCACCAACUUGAUCUGUGGUUACAAAAAGCAAAAGAAAAUGUGGGAAACUUGGAGCAAUAUAGCAAUGGCUUAUUAAAGGCUGUCAUUGUUCCGCACGCAGGAUAUUCCUAUUCUGGAGCAACUGCAGCACACUCCUAUGCUCGUAUAGAUCCUUCUCUUUAUGAUAGAGUCUUUAUAUUAGGUCCUUCUCACUAUUAUCGAAUGUCCGACUGUCGAGUGACUCCUUUUGAGCGAUUGGAAACACCUUUUGGACCCUUAGUCAUCGACGUUCAGUGUUGUGAGUCUUUAGUUGCCACUAAAAAGUUUACUUUUUUGGAUAAAGGCGUGGAUACUCAAGAACAUAGUUUGGAGUUGCAGUUUCCUUUUUUAAAGGCAGUUUUUGGUUCUUCCAACGUUCAGUUGGUGAAUAUUAUGGUGGGUGUAUUGGAUAAGGCUGCUAAAGAAGAAUAUGGAAAACUAUUAGCUCCUUAUAUGAAAGACCCUCGAACCCUGUUUGUUAUUUCUUCCGAUUUUUGUCAUUGGGGUAAACGGUUUGGUUAUCAAUAUCAUGAUGAAGAAGAUGGUGAGAUAUUCAAGUCCAUUGAGAAAUUGGAUCGUCUUGGAAUGACUGCUAUCGAACAUCAAAGUGCUAAAGAAUUUUCCAGUUAUUUGGAUAAGUAUCAAAAUACUAUUUGUGGUCGCAAUCCAAUUGGUGUGUUGUUACAUAUGAUUGAAUAUUUGAAGAGAACAGAGUCUAUGCAAUUGGAAACUUUGUUUGUUCGAUAUGACCAAUCGAUGAAAUGCAAAACGAUGCAAGACUUAUCCGUAAGUUACGCUGCUGCAUGGACUAUUCAAGAAAAGUGAGCCAAAUAAAAUAAAAAUUCGUGAAUGAAU